CUUUGGUAUGAACAAUAAAUUCAAGGAAGAAUUCCCUAAUGAAUUACAUGGUAAACUAGCUCCUGAAGAAUUUGAGGAAAGUAUACGUAAAAUUAAUGAGCGCUUGGAGAAUUCACUACCUAGUCAUGUUAGAUGGUUUAUUUGUGGGUUAUUGUGUUGUUGUUGUACAGCUGGUUGCUCACUAUGGCCAGUAAUUCAUUUAAGCAGACGAACCAAAAGAGAUCUACAAAAAAUACUGGAAGCUGAAAAUAUCCGAUUGUAUUGUAAUAUUGGUUUACGUUUGUCUUUGGUCAAACAACGGUCUUCCGAAACAACAACACUGAUGGAAUACGUAUGUUUCGAAAACUUGUUUUAA
Molecule: messenger RNA, 355 nt
Organism: Schistosoma spindalis
Lineage: Eukaryota; Metazoa; Platyhelminthes; Trematoda; Strigeidida; Schistosomatidae
Source: the annotation of a GenBank genome assembly